AUGUCGUCGGGCUGGAGAGACAUCUACAUUGGCGCCUUGACUUGUGCCGCUCUUGUUGGUGCGGUCUGUUAUGUUAGGGAAAAGAGAAAAGUGCUUCCGCUGCCGCCGGGACCGCGGCCUAUGCCAAUCAUUGGCAAUAUCCGGGGGAUUGACAUCAAUGCCCCAUGGUUGGCUUACACGGAAUGGGGUAAACAAUACGGCGAUAUUGUAUACUCGCACCUUUUCGGCCAACAUAUUAUUGUGAUCAACUCCGAGAAAGUGGCAAUCGAGCUUUUGGAGAAACGGCCGGAGCUUCCAACAAACAAUCUUCUCGGUUUCGAUUUCAACACCAUACUCAUGAGAUACGGAGCUCGCUGGCGUCGCCAAAGAAGGAUAUUCCAUCAAGCAUUCAGGGCAGAGGCAUCUCUAGGUUACCGCCCAAUGCAGCAGCAGAAGGCUAAACAGCUCAUGUGUAACAUGCUUGAUACUCCAGAAGAGUUCGUAAACCAUAUUCGCGUAUUUUCAUCUUCCGUGAUAAUGUCGGCUUCAUAUGACUAUGAUACAAAGUACGAUGACCCAUUGGUGGCGCUCAUCGGGACGUCUCUCGAGUUGGCCGUGCAGGAACUCAGACCUGAGGUGGCUGCUGUGUUCAUCGCAUUUCCGAGUCUUCUUCGACUACCAGCAUGGUUCCCUGGUAUGUCGAUCAAGAAGAAGGCCAUCCAAUCACGAGAAUGGGUUCGAGAGUGGAUGGACGAUCCUUUCCAGUAUGUGCUCAAAAGAAUGGCUGAAGGGACAGCCCAGUCAUGCAUAGUUUCCACGCCCUCAGACGGAUCGGCGGAAAAGACAGAUUCGGUAUUGCAAAUCUUCAUCCUUGCCAUGGUGCUCUUCCCAGAGGUACAAAUGAAAGCCCACGCUUUGAUUGAUGCCGUCGUUGGCACGUCGAGGUUGCCGACUUUCGAAGAUAGAUCGUCCCUGCAAUAUAUCGAUGCUAUCCUUCGGGAAACUCUUCGUUGGCAUCCGAUUUUGCCCCUAUCAGUAUCCCAUGCGUCAGUGGAUAGCGAUAUGUAUGAAGGAUACUAUAUACCCAAAGGUGCCAUUAUUAUGCCGAAUGUGUGGGCAAUGUCACAAAAUGAAGAAAAGUACCCAAAUCCCUCGCAGUUCUCUCCCGAGCGCUUCCUGAACGCUGAUGGCAACCUCAAUGAUGAUACCGUCGAUAUGGCCUUUGGAUUUGGAAGAAGGAUUUGCGUUGGCCGACAUUUUGCUGACGCAUCUGUAUGGAUAGCAAUGUCCGGUCUACUUGCUAUGUUUACAUUUUCGAAACGAAUUGGUGCAGAUGGGGAGGCGAUUGAGUUCGAACCACAAUGGUUCAGUGGUAUCGCAACUCACCCACUUCCCUUUCCGUGCAGCGUCAUUCCAAGGCUCCGCAAGGUAGAUAUAUGA
Messenger RNA from Suillus subalutaceus, 1419 nucleotides. Its product is annotated as cytochrome P450. The transcript is spliced from 13 exons. Gene Ontology annotation, molecular function: iron ion binding; oxidoreductase activity, acting on paired donors, with incorporation or reduction of molecular oxygen; monooxygenase activity. Bases 1 to 1419 code for a protein of 472 amino acids. Lineage: Eukaryota; Fungi; Basidiomycota; Agaricomycetes; Boletales; Suillaceae. The record is from RefSeq and is a predicted model, not a curated record.